This is a messenger RNA of Penicillium brasilianum, 4870 nucleotides long. NCBI's taxonomy places the organism in Eukaryota, Fungi, Ascomycota, Eurotiomycetes, Eurotiales, Aspergillaceae. The record is from the annotation of a GenBank genome assembly.
CGCCAGUCCCCCGAAUCUCCACCGGGCCAGACCCAACAAGGCGCAGCAAUAACAAGGCCCCGACUUUUUCUCUCUCUCCCUCUACACCAUAACAGCUUUCCACAGCUUCCAGUCUCUUUUCCUUCUCCCUCUGAGAGUAAACAUUCUGCCGCCUGACCUUUUUGCAGGCCCGCCCGUUGCUUGAACCACUCACAAUCUACGAGUACGCAGUAGUCCAUAGUGGCUGCCGACCUUACGUACGCUGGGUGCUUCGCGUUCGCAAUCAUCCGAACUCCCCUCCUCCAGGCCCCAUCCAACCAUCUCCCGACCUCCCCGUCCGGUUCCUACAUCCGGUCUCCUCCUCCCAGGAACCUGCUUACACCAGUCCUGCUUGAUACGGGAACCAUUCAGAUUUUCUACCGCUUUUCACCCACUCGCAAACCCACAACUCGAUCGUCCACAGUCCAACGCUCCUCGUGUACAUACAACCACCUCCUUCUCCCCCCGACCGGCUCUUUCAUUUGUUGCUAGGCUGCAAUAGCUGUCCCACCCCGCCUACGCAACCGUCUCCAUCCUGAAGGACGCGCACAGGGUGGAUCGCGAGAACCCCUGGCACUCUCCCCAGUGUCAACACAACGUGGAUUCGACCAUCCGUACCGGGGGUUGACCUCCCCCAGGAGGUCAUCCCGGAUGCCCGAGACGGACAAAAUGUGUCACGACUCGACGCGCAUCGAGCUAGAGGCGGAGGACGCAGGUCUGUCCCGCCCGGAUGCGACCAAGUGCGCGCGACACGGCAGGCUGUCCAUGUCCCAGGGCCGUCGAUGGCGAGAUACUUCUAAGCGUCGGCGGGGACGAACCUCCCGUCGAUGGAGCUCCUCCAGCACCUGGUGGAUAGCCCUGGUGUGCUUGGUUCUAUCAUGGAUCUCGCCAGCCGCAGCUGCGUUGUUGACCUUUGAAAACUGCUUGAGCGAAUCAAUUCUGGACUCCAACCCGACCCAGUUGCAAUACAUCCCGCUCAACGUCUCCGUGCAUUUCAAUUUCACCGACCCCUUACACCCGUUGAAUGUCACGGUCUACGGCAAUGUGUCGGGCACGGCCGACGGUUCUCAGGCUCCUUCUUGGACAGAUUCGUCGUGGAAUAAUCAGAGCUCGACAGUGGGAAAGAUUACCGACCUGAGCACCUCGAAUAACAAGUACAGCACACUAAUUACCUCUUUUGACGUACUGAGCUUCACACCUUGGAACAAUGCGUCGCGGUUCUGCGAAUCGGUCACGCAGGGCGAGUGUCCGCUGGGUCCAGUCUUCACUUAUAAUUUGAGUGAUCUGAGUACGUUGCGAGCUUUCUCCGUUCAACAUGACAUGCUUUCCACGUACCGGUUUUCGACGAUCAACCCAACAUUCAUUAUUCGAUCUGGCGACUCGUCGGCAGCCGAGUUGGGCUGUAUCACGGUUCCGAUCACACCAGACUUUGGCACCUCCCUCAAGAAUGCCCUCGCCUACGUACCGCUAGUGAUAUUGCUGUUGGUGGGAAUUGCCACCGUGGCAGCGGCGAUGUAUAGCCCCUGGGGGACAACGGACAUCUUCCGAUGGACAAGCAAUUACGGCCGCGAUGAGGACGUGCUACGACUGGUGACGCCUGGCUUUGCGGACUGUCUGCAGUACUUGCAAUACGUCGUCCUGACCGGUUCUCUGUCGCUAGACUACCCUGGAUUCUUCCAGCCUGCUGUCAGCCACGGGUCCUGGUCGGUCUUGAUGUUCAAUCAGAGCGUUGUCCAUCCCGAUGGCGGUAACACUCCCGUUGUCGACGGGGUAUAUGCAAUCAAUGGGACGUAUGGCCUCGACCGAAUGAACCAGCUGGUCGGCAUGGCCUCCACUAAGGAUAUCUGGCCGGGUAUGAUGGUCUGGACGCUGGUCAUCUUGGUAGCCAUGACUGUCAUCUGCCAGAUCGGGUUUGGACUGCGCUGGCUCCAUCGCGAACUCGCACACAGUACAGAGCAGGACCUGCGCGCCAAGAACAUGCCGUUUACCAUUGGCAACGUCAUUCGUAUUGUCUUCAACUACCUUCUCCUUCCCAUAAUUUCCCUCUCCUUCUUUCAACUCGUUAUCGCCAAAGGCUCUCCUGCGUAUAGCGUUGCGCUCGCAGCCGUGGUCAUCAUCAUCGUCAUCUGCUUCUCGAUCUGGCUGGUUCGCGUUAUCGUGUCCACCAGACCAAAAUCCCACCUCUUCGAUGACCUCCCUACCGUCCUAUUGUACGGACCACUCUAUAAUACAUACUGCGACGAUGCCGCCGCUUUUGCCAUGGUCCCCAUCUUUCUCAACUUUGCCCGAGGUGUUGGAAUUGGAGCGCUGCAGCCGUCCGGCAUUGCACAGGUUGUCCUGCUGGCCAUUUGCGAGGUCGUUUCCGUGCUGACCCUGAUCGCUUUCCGCCCUUUUCCUUCCCCGACCCAUAUGAACUUUUACCAUGGUAUCUUCUCCUGUGUCCGAUUCCUGACAAUGAUCAUGAGUGUGGUAUUCGUUCCCUCUCUCACAGUGUCCUCCGCUGCGCGGGGCUGGAUCGGCUAUGUUAUCCUCGUCUUGCACGCAUUGGUUCUUAUCUUUGGUUUCUUCCUUAAUGCCUUGCAAACGUUGAUCGAAGUCUUGGCCCGACUCGCUGGUGCUGGUGGCGCCACUCGUGGUGGUUUGGUCAAGGUCUUCGGAAUGCGGCAACUGUCACGGCGUGUGCCGCGCCAGGAUCUCGCUCGACAGAGUAUGGGCUCUGAGGCAGCGAUGCUGGCGCAUGCUGAUGACAGGUUGUCCUCGCAAUUUGGAGACUCACGGCCACGCAGCUUGUCUGGGAGUUCUGCUCUCCUACUAAACCGCGCGACAGCUAGCGAGGGGCGUGCCAGCGCAGUCCUUGAUUACGCCAGUUCUCAGGGCGGUGGUUCGCACAGCCGUGCCCCGAGUGGUAAUCUGUAUGCGCAGUCUCCUACUGCAUAUACCGGGGCCGGUGGAUAUUCCAGCGGAUCACCGAACAGUAGCACAUUUAUUGCAGCGCAUCCACGUGAUCCGUACUACCGACCGCCACGCCCAGGGCGGAGAACGCCCCAAGGCUCCUUUGAUCGGAGCAAACGGAGCUCGAGAUCAUUUUUGAAAAGUCGCGGGCGCGAUGAAGAGGACAUUGGCGAAGCAAACCCGAUGUCUGGUCGGGGCACGCCCGUGCCUGCAUACCUGCCCGCGCCCAAGGAUGAUAUGGAGAUGGAGGACACUGAGCAAAGAAAGGACUAUGCGGUUCGUGAGGUUGAUUUCUACUACCGUGUGCGUGGACCUCCACUCUCGCAUACCGGUACUCGAAAAUUGAAGACAGGACCGGCCGAUCCCACCGGCCCCGUUUCUUCUGCUACUGGCUGGUUCCGUAACUUGUUCCAGGGCAAGACCAAGGACAAGGGUAAAGGCUUCGAGGUCGUUCGAAGUGCUCGGGCGCCACCUCCAGGCCUUUUCCCGGUUAGCGACUAUAAUGAGCCCUACCUCGAUGACCCCCAGGCGGAAGAUGCUGCGGCCGGUGGUCACUCUAGAAAUGUGUCUACGAGUGAAGUCCCCUAUCGUGACUCUGAAGGCGAGCAGGGUGGUGACCAUAGCAGUGAGCAUGGUGAGCAAGAACCCAAGGACGCUGGUGAGACCUCAAGGCCUCCGGUUCUGCCAGAGCUGAAUACAGUUGGCGGCAUUGAGCUACCAAGUCGUGUCGGAUCUCGUCGUACACAGGCAGCAUCUGAACACGGAGCAGAGGAUGUCUUUUCAGGUCUAUCUGUCGUAACCGAGGCAUCUUCGCCGCAAUCAAAAAUUACCCCGUCUCAUUCAGAUCACCACCUCCAACCCCAGUCAUCUCCCGCCACCGCCCGUCUCCCAUUCAGCGGCAGCAGCUCACCAUCCCGCGAGCGAGGACUCUCGGUCGCAUCAACAUCUGGCUCCCUGACUUCCAGUCAGAAGACCGGCCGCGAGGGCAGCCGAACAGAGCGACCCUCGAGCAUGGGCUAUGUGGCGCAGCACCGCACGCGCGAUAACAUCCACGAAGCCAGUCCCGACGAGCCCUCCUUCAGGGGCAGCGCAGCGGAACUCGUCGUCGAACAUACUCACAACGAGCACUAAAACCUCCAAUACCAAAAUUCCCUCUUCCUCCAAAAAAAUAAUUAUCCUAGUGUGUAUACAUGCAAAACACCAUCUACUUUAUGAACUCAUUAUCCCGCCUCUGCUCUCCUCAAACUCUGGCCGUUGUCACACAGCUACACCUCAACCCCCCGACAAUUGUAUUCCACCAAGCGGAUUGGCCUUCAUUAAUGCCCCGGACACGAAUUUUCUUUUCUUUCCAUUCUGCUUCUGUUGUUUGCUAAUAUCAAUUUUGCUUCCCCUCGCCUCCUUCCUUUCCACUGAAGCUCUGCUUUUCUAAGCUAUGGUCCUGUGAAAUGUGAUUCUAGCUGUUGGCUGUGGUUGUCUCUUUUCAUUGGAGAUUGAACCUCAAUGAACUCUUGAUUUAACAUUUCGACUGUUUCUCCCCAAAAUUGCUGCUAGGCGUUUCGUUCAACGGGCUUGCUUGUUUCAAUCUAUGCAUUUGCUUUUGUACUUUUGCGAUUGGAUCUGAUAUCUAGCCUCCUUUUUGGAUUGGUUUUGGCUAUUAUGUGUUUUUCUUUCCAUACUUGUUCUGGAGGGUUGGCUUUUUGAGUGCAGAUUGAUGGAUACUGGGUGUGUGUAGCUGCGGUGGCAGCUGUCAGGAUUGCUCUCAGAAGGGUACUGCUCUAAAGGUGUGCUCUUUGGUAGUCAAGUGUAAUUAACAGGCCUCGUUACUUGACUGGCAGAUUCCCUGCUGAGCCAAAAGCAAAAACACUGUAGCAAUCAUGUUUACGAAUUUGCCAAUACCUUC